CCGUAAAUGUAGUGAACUGAUACUGUGAAAAUGGCGGUGGCUGUGUCGCACAGUGGAGGCACCCAAUUAAGGUCUUUAGAAAAGGUACUAGAAGAUGCCCAAGUGUCGGGAAAACUUAAUCUAAAUGGAAGGAAUUUAAGGGACUAUCCAAAAAGUGCAGAAAAAUUCGAUUUGCUGGACACUGUGGAGAUCGAUCUGUCAAAAAACAAGCUUAGUGAGCUACCUUGUGAACUAUGUUCUUAUACAGCACUACAAAGAUUAUCCUGUUAUAACAAUGUUAUCAGAGUUGUACCAGAGGAUAUCAUCAAUCUUAUGUCUUUGUCAUAUCUCAAUUUAAGUCGUAACCAGCUCAGUGUCUUACCUAUGCAAAUAUGUGAUCUAUUCCUGGAAGUCUUAAUACUUAGCAACAACAAAUUAGUCUCGUUACCUCCAGAAAUCGGCAAGUUACGCACGUUAAUGCUGCUGGAUGCUUCCUGCAAUGAAUUAGACAAUUUACCGAAUGAGAUCGGGGAAAUGUCGGGACUCAAAGAGUUAAAUAUUAGGAGAAAUCACCUUGUCACAUUACCAGAUGAAAUCAGCAAGUUAAAACUGGUGAAGCUGGAUAUAUCAUGUAACAAGAUCCAGACGAUACCACCUUGCUUCAGGAGUAUGAAGACGUUAGACACCUUUGAAGUAGACCACAAUCCUCUCACCAACCCCCCAGCUCAGGUCUGUACACGAGGAAGAAUACAUAUAUUUAAAUACCUUUCAACGGAAGCCACGAGAGCGGAUAAAAGGAGAGGGAUGAUAGAACAAAGCGAUUGGAAUUCAUCGCGGCAUCCUUACAAUACAAAAUACCGCUGGUUCUCAGCAAAAAACACUUCUACCCUCUCGCUCCAAGAGCUACCCCCUUCCAAAUCUUCUCCCGAAACCUCCCCGACCACCCCGUCCUUCUCCACCUCAUCCUCUGCUUUCUCCUUCUCCACAUCCGAUCUUGCCCCACUCUCCUCUGAGCCAGUAUUCACCGGGAUUGACCUUAGCAUGCAGGAUGAGAUUUCACUCUUCAAUCAUAAGAUGAGGGAACUCAAGAUGGCUGACUCAGGUUACUUGGAAGGAGAUAAGAGGUGGUCCUCAUCAGAGCCAAGCAAUGAAGAUGAAGAAGCCAAGUACCUAGCCGAGAGGGCGUCCCAACAGAAAGAAAAGAGGCAGCAGCAGAAAUUCGCCCCUGAUCCCCCUCCCCGGAGCUUCAGACCGAGCGACAACCACAUCGACUACAUCGACGCAGGCGAGGACGACGACGGCGGGGUGACGCCGACCCAGAGCCCUGUCCAAACCCCGACGUCGGUCGAGCUAGACCCAUUUACGAAGGAUGAUGAGCUUAUUUUCUACGAGAUUCAAAAUCCAAACUUUUUUGAGGAGCUGGAAAGGCAGAAGGCUCUGUACGAGGAGAAGAAGAGAGUGGCGAGAGAAGAACGACUAAGGUUAGAAACGGAGGAGGAGCAACGGAAGAAGAACGGAGAGCAAACGCAUCUGAACAAUGAAAGACUUUCUGUGAACUCUCGAGAAACGACUGGUGUAAGAAGGCUAAGCAAUGAAAGUAGGUUACAAAAGCCAGGGGUCAUCAGCGGGAACGAGGAGAGAAGACUAAGUGCCAGUAAACUAGCCAACGGGUCAACGGCAGCCACCACUAACGGAAACAGCAGCAGUAUCAGUACUCGGAGAACCAUCUCGGCUUCAACGUCGGCGUCGAACAGCAUUGGAAGGCCGCGAUCCCUCUAUCUUGAUAAGAAGGUACCAAGAAGAGCCACUGUUGGAGGUACAGAUGAAAGUAAAAGAGCUUCAACAGGAGAUAGAUAUAGCAAUGUCAACCAUUCUGUGGCUAACGGCAGAGUGCGGAGAGGCGUGUCUGACUCAGAUGCAACCAUAACCAAUCAGGUAUCUCCCGAGAGACACAAGGCCCAGGUUACACGGAGGACAGAAAUUGAAGAGAAAUCAAGGACCAAACAGGCACAGAGGGAUGCAGUACUUAAUUAUUACAAGACGAGGACAUCACCAACCCCUGGGAGCAGAAGAGAAACGGAGGCUGCAAAUAAUUCCAAAAAUACACCCUCACCAAAUAGUAGUUCAUCCUUCUCAAAUAUUAAACCUAGAUCAGCAUUCAAUAUAGGAGGGGGCAAGCCCACAGGGGACAAUAUCCAAGCAAACUUCACAGCAAAGAGAGAAAGAACAAAAUGGGCGGAAGAGCUAGAAAGAAUUGAACAGCUAAGAAAGAAUAUUGAAUCCAGAUUGAAAGUGUCUUUACCAGAGGAUCUCUCGGAAGCUCUGAUGGACGGAGUUGUCUUGUGUCAUCUAGCUAAUAAUGUUAAAUCUCAUGCCAUUUCAAGCAUCCAUGUUCCCUCUGCUGCAGUGCCUAAGUUAACCCAAGCUAAGUGCAGAAGAAAUGUGGAUAACUUCCUAAAAGUGUGUGCUGCAGCUGGUGUCCCCACUGAGAAACUAUGUUCACCGGCCGAUAUUCUAGAGGGAAAGGGCCUACCCAAAGUCGCUACAACAGUCAGAACACUACUAUCGCAGUCAGCUGUCCACACAAAGCAAUGGGCAGUCUGAAAGUCGUAAACAUUGAUGAACUUUUUUUGUUGUUGUGAAGUGUGUGUGCUGGGAUCUGGCAAGGUUAAACUCUCCAAGAUGAUUACUGCUAGAAAGUGACAGUGUCACCCUGAGAGUGAGAAUACUUCUAUUGCAUCAGCUCUCUCUGCAACCAAGCUAUUGUCCGUCUGAAACGUGAAGAUAUCAAGGAUGUAGUCUCCGGCCAAUAUUGCGCAUUGGGAUGCAGCAAGUGUGAACUGUCCUACCAUGUAUAUUGCUAGAAGAUCUAGUUGUCCUGAAAGUAAGAACACUGCUAUUGCAUCAGCUCUCUCCGCAGCCAAGCUAUUGGCUGUCUGAAACAUGGAGAUAUUGAUGAUGUCGUCACCGGCCAAUGGUGCCAAUAGGGAUGCAGCAAGUGUGAACUGUCCUACCAUGUAUAUUGCUAGAAGAUCUAGUUGUCCUGAAAGUAAGAAUACUGCUAUUGCAUCAGCUCUCUCCACAGCCAAGCUAUUGGCCGUCUGAAACAUGGAGAUAUCAAGGAUGAUGUCGUCUCCGGCCAAUGGUGCGCAUUGGGAUGCAGCAAGUGUGAACUGUCCUACCAAGUAUAUUGCUAGAAGACAUAGUUGUCAUAAAAGUGAGAAUACUGCUAUUGCAUCAGCUCUCUCCGCAGCCAAGCUAUUGGCUGUCUGAAACAUGGAGAUAUUGAUGAUGUCGUCACCGGCCAAUGGUGCGCAUUGGGAUGCAGCAAGUGUGAACUGUCCUACCAUGUACAUGUAUACUACUUAAAAUAUUCAUGAUUUUUAUAUUUAUCAUUUUAAUGAUGAUAUUCUUCCAUUAUGGAACACUUGAAGCAUUGGUGAUGUUCAUCCAACACUUCAUACAAAUUACCCCAC
Messenger RNA from Lytechinus variegatus (green sea urchin), 3455 nucleotides. RefSeq names its product leucine-rich repeat and calponin homology domain-containing protein 1-like. Gene Ontology annotation, molecular function: protein binding. The coding region runs from base 31 to 2583 and encodes 850 amino acids. The record is from RefSeq and is a predicted model, not a curated record. The transcript is spliced from 19 exons. NCBI's taxonomy places the organism in Eukaryota, Metazoa, Echinodermata, Echinoidea, Temnopleuroida, Toxopneustidae.